AUGAGGGGCUUGGUACAGGUGUCCAGCGAGGAGCGGUGGAGGAGGCUGGGACAGUCGCGCAGCAAAUCCUGGACAUCACAGGUCCCCUCCUCUAGGGCUUCCGCGAAUUGUAAAUCUAGCCUUACCAUCCAUCACAGAAUUCAAAUAGGCGAAAAUCUCUAUGGGUGCAAUGAAUGUAGAAAAAUAAUUUCCAAGGAGCUAGAUCUCACUAGAAUUCACACAGGACAAAAGAUUUAUGAUUACAGUGCAUAUGGAAGAACAUAUUGCAGGAAAUCCCACCUCAAAGCGCCUCAGAGAAUUAACACACAGAAUAAAUCUUAUGAAUUCAAUAAGUGUGGAAAAGCCUUUGACCCCAACUCACACCUGAUAAUGCAUCAGAGAAUUCACACAGGGGAGAAGCCUUAUGAAUGCUAUGAGUGUGGAAAAGCCUUUUGCUCAAAAUCCAACCUCAUAAUUCAUCAGAGAAUUCAUACAGGGGAGAAGCCUUUUGAAUGUAAUGAGUGUGGAAAAGCCUUUGGAUAUAAAUCAUACCUCAUAGUGCAUCAGAGAAUUCACACAAGGGAGAAACCUCAUGCAUGUAAAGAGUGUGGAAAAGCAUUUUGCUCAAAAUCCAACCUCAUAAAUCAUCAGAGAAUUCACACAGGGGAGAAGCCUUAUGAAUGUAGUGAGUGUGGAAAAGCUUAUGGCCAGAAGUCACAACUCAUAAAUCAUCAGAGAAUUCACACAGGGGAGAAGCCUUUUGAAUGUAAUGAGUGUGGAAAAGCCUUUGGAUAUCAAUCAUACCUCAUAGUGCAUCAGAGAAUUCACACAAGGGAGAAACCUCAUGAAUGUAAUGAGUGUGGAAAAACUUUUGGCCAGAAGUCACACCUCAUAAUGCAUCAGAGAAUUCACACAGGGGAGAAGCCUCAUGAAUGUAAUGAGUGUGGAAAAGCAUUUUGCUCAAAAUUCAACCUCAUAAAUCAUCAGAGAAUUCAAGGGGAGCAGCCUUAUGAAUGUAAUGAGUGUGGAAAAGCAUUUUGCUCAAAAUCCAACCUCUUAAAGCAUCAGAGAAUUCACACAGGUGAGAAGCCUUAUGAAUGUAAUGAGUGUGGAAAAGCUUAUGGCUGUAAGUCACAACUCAUAGUGCAUCAGAAAAUUCACACAGGGGAGAAGCUUUAUGAAUGUAAUGGUUGUGGAAAAGCCUUUUGCUCAAACUCUGACCUCAUACAUCAUCAAAUUCACACAGGGGAGAAGCCUUAUGAAUGUAAUAAGUGUGGGAAAGCUUAUGGCUGUAAGUCACAACUCAUAGUGCAACAGAGAAUUCACACAAGAUCGAAAACUCAUAAAUGUAGUGAGUCUGGAAAAGUCUUUACCCAAAGGUCAGAACUCAUUACACACCAGGAAUUUACCCAAGGCAGAAACCUCAUGUAUGUUGUGAGUGUGGAAAAGCCUUUUUAUGGAGGUCAGCUCUCAUUGCACAUCAGCGAGUUCACAUGGGGAAGAAACCUUAGGAAUGCAGUGUGUGUGGAAAAGCCUUCAGUUCAAAGUCCAAUCCCUUAA
Lepus europaeus (European hare) is the source of this 1539-nucleotide messenger RNA. Its product is annotated as zinc finger protein OZF-like. Gene Ontology annotation, molecular function: RNA polymerase II cis-regulatory region sequence-specific DNA binding; DNA-binding transcription factor activity, RNA polymerase II-specific. NCBI's taxonomy places the organism in Eukaryota, Metazoa, Chordata, Mammalia, Lagomorpha, Leporidae. Gene Ontology annotation, biological process: regulation of transcription by RNA polymerase II. The record is from RefSeq and is a predicted model, not a curated record.